Molecule: messenger RNA, 4313 nt
Organism: Chrysemys picta bellii (western painted turtle)
Lineage: Eukaryota; Metazoa; Chordata; Testudines; Emydidae
Gene: KCNT2
Product: potassium sodium-activated channel subfamily T member 2
Biological process (GO): potassium ion transmembrane transport
Cellular component (GO): plasma membrane
Molecular function (GO): intracellular sodium-activated potassium channel activity; outward rectifier potassium channel activity
Source: RefSeq, a predicted model, not a curated record
CAUCUCUUUGUUGUCAGCCCAGAGCCUGCGAGCUGUGUGUGCAUCUAAUGCAGCCCUGGUCCCUGCCUGUCCGCCGCACCUGCUUCCUAGAGAAAGGCUGCGAACAGCGGCGGCUGCAAGAAAAUAACUUUCGACCCCGGUUCUCCUCGUUCUCCGUUCUGCAAGAGAGGCUGGGACUGGUUCAGAUGCUGUGGAGCGUCCCCUUCCCAGCACAGGACUCGAGGCUGCUCUCUGCCUUUGUGUGUUGAACGCCGGCACUGGCUUGGGGCAACCCGUUCGGUUUCCUGCUUCCUCGUCGGAUUGUUGCUAUCUGAGCCGCGGGGGAGAGGCUUUGGCUGCCAGGGUAGGAUGGUGGAUCUGGAGAGUGAGGUGCCUCCUCUUCCUCCCAGGUACAGGUUUCGGGAUUUGCUGCUAGGAGACCAAGGAUGGCAGAACGACGACAGGGUACAAGUUGAAUUUUAUAUGAAUGAAAAUACAUUUAAAGAGAGACUGAAGCUAUUUUUCAUCAAAAACCAAAGAUCAAGUCUCAGAAUACGAUUGUUCAAUUUUUCUCUCAAGUUAUUAAGCUGUUUGUUAUAUAUAAUUCGAGUGCUCCUGGAUGAUCCUACACAAGGACAUGGAUGCAAGGAAUUAAACAGGGGCUGUUCCAGUCAAAACUACACACCUGCAAAGAUUGAUUGGUCUCCUAUUAUUUGGGUGAACAGAAGCUUGCCUUUAUGGGGAUUACAGGUUUCAGUGGCUUUGAUAAGUCUGUUUGAAACAAUGCUGCUGGGUUAUCUGAGCUACAAGGGAAACAUCUGGGAACAAGUUUUGCGAAUACCCUUCCUCCUGGAAAUAAUCAACGCUGUCCCCUUUAUCAUUACAAUUUUCUGGCCUGCACUAAGAAACCUAUUUAUUCCAGUAUUUUUAAAUUGCUGGCUUGCCAAACAUGCUUUGGAGAACAUGAUUAAUGAUCUCCAUAGAGCCAUUCAACGUACACAGUCUGCAAUGUUUAACCAAGUUCUUAUUUUAAUAUCCACAUUGCUGUGUCUUAUCUUCACCUGUAUUUGCGGAAUUCAGCAUCUGGAGCGAGCAGGAAACAAGUUGACUCUCUUUGACUCCCUUUAUUUCUGCAUAGUGACAUUUUCCACUGUGGGCUUUGGGGAUGUUACACCCAAGAUCUGGCCUUCAAAACUGCUGGUUGUCAUUAUGAUCUGUGUUGCCCUUGUGGUGUUGCCCAUACAGUUUGAACAGCUGGCUUAUUUGUGGAUGGAGAGACAGAAGUCUGGGGGUAACUACAGUCGACACAGAGCUCAGACAGAGAAACAUGUGGUACUGUGUGUCAGCUCCCUGAAGAUUGACUUGCUUAUGGAUUUCUUAAAUGAGUUCUAUGCUCAUCCCAGACUGCAGGACUAUUAUGUGGUUAUUUUGUGUCCUACUGAGAUGGAUGCUCAAGUGAGAAGGGUGUUGCAAAUUCCAAUGUGGUCUCAAAGAGUUAUCUAUCUGCAAGGCUCAGUACUGAAAGAUCAGGACCUGUUGAGAGCUAAGAUGGAUGAUGCCGAGGCCUGUUUCAUUCUGAGUAGCCGGUGCGAAGUGGACAGGACAGCAGCGGAUCAUCAAACCAUUUUAAGAGCCUGGGCAGUUAAAGACUUUGCUCCAAAAUGUCCUUUAUAUGUCCAAAUAUUAAAACCCGAAAAUAAAUUCCACAUCAAGUUUGCAGAUCAUGUUGUAUGUGAAGAGGAGUUCAAAUAUGCUAUGCUAGCUUUAAACUGUAUCUGCCCAGCUACUUCUACGCUAAUCACCCUGCUGGUUCAUACCUCUAGAGGACAAACAGCACCUUGGGAAGCUUUUAGACAUCUAACUGGAACCAAGCAGACUUUAACCAGGGAGGGUCAACAAUCACCAGAACAGUGGCAGAAAAUGUACGGCCGAUGCUCUGGUAAUGAAGUGUAUCACAUUAAUCUGGAGGACAGUACGUUUUUUGCUGAAUAUGAGGGAAAGAGCUUUACAUAUGCUUCUUUCCAUGCACAUAAAAAGUUUGGAGUCUGUUUGAUUGGUGUUAGGAGGGAAGAUAACAAAAACAUUUUGCUGAAUCCAGGCCCUCGAUAUAUUAUGAGCUCUACAGAUAUAUGUUUUUAUAUCAACAUUACCAAAGAAGAAAAUUCAGCUUUUAAAAAGCAAGAACAGCAUAGAAAAAAUAAUGAAUCCAAAUCAUACUACCAUGGACCUUCUAGGUUGCCCUUGCACAGUGUAAUUGCCAGUAUGGGGACCGUGGCUAUAGAUUUACAAGAUACAGGAUGUAGAUCUUCCAGUGGACCUACCCUAACCCUUCCUUCAGAGGGAAGUAAAAAUGGCAGAAGAUCUAGCAUAGCACCUGUUUUGGAGGUUGCAGACUCCUCAUCACUUCAAGCGUGUGAUCUUCUAAGUGACCAGUCAGAGGAUGAAACUACUCCAUCAGAUGAUGACAUUUCUACAGGUUUAGAGUAUGCUAAAGGUUAUCCUCCUUACUCUCCUUAUAUUGGAAGUUCUCCCACAUUUUGCCAUCUGCUGCAUGAAAAAGUGCCAUUUUGUUGUUUAAGACUGGACAAGGGGUGCCAACAUAACUACUAUGAAGAUGCCAAAGCCUAUGGAUUCAAAAAUAAAUUGAUUAUAGUUGCAGCAGAGACAGCUGGAAAUGGCUUAUACAACUUUAUUGUUCCACUCAGAGCUUAUUACAGACCAAAGAAAGAACUCAACCCUAUAGUAUUACUUCUGGAUAACCCGCCAGAUAUGCAUUUUCUGGAUGCAAUCUGUUGGUUUCCAAUGGUUUACUACAUGGUGGGCUCUAUUGACAACCUAGAUGAUUUGCUAAGAUGUGGGGUGACCUUCGCUGCCAACAUGGUAGUUGUGGACAAGGAAAGUACUAUGAGUGCUGAGGAAGACUAUAUGGCAGAUGCCAAGACUAUUGUAAAUGUGCAAACUCUCUUUAGGUUAUUUUCAAGUCUAAGCAUAAUCACAGAACUAACUCACCCAGCCAAUAUGAGAUUCAUGCAGUUCAGAGCCAAAGACUGCUACUCUCUUGCGCUAUCAAAGCUGGAAAAGAAAGAACGUGAGAAGGGUUCUAAUCUGGCAUUUAUGUUUCGACUGCCUUUUGCUGCUGGAAGGGUUUUCAGCAUCAGUAUGUUGGACACCCUGCUGUACCAGUCAUUUGUGAAGGAUUAUAUGAUCUCUAUCACAAGACUUCUGCUGGGACUAGAUACCACACCAGGAUCUGGGUUUCUUUGUUCUAUGAAAAUCACAGAAGAUGACCUAUGGAUUAGGACAUAUGCCAGACUAUAUCAGAAACUUUGUUCUUCAACAGGAGAUAUUCCUAUUGGAAUCUAUAGAACUGAAUCACAAAAACUUACAACAUCUGAGUCACGAGAAAUGGCUUCACAAUCUCAAAUUUCUAUUAGUGUCGAAGAAUGGGAAGACACCAAAGACACCAAAGAACAAAUAAACAACCGCAAUAACCAUCGUAACUCCACAUCCAGCGAUCAGUCAGAUCAUCCCUUAUUACGACGGAAGAGCAUGCAGUGGGCCCGACGGCUGAGCAGAAAAGUGCCAAAGCACUCCGGCAAAACAGCGGAGAAAAUAAGUCAGCAGCGGAUGAGCCUUUACAAGAGGUCAGAAAGACAGGAACUUGCUGAACUUGUGAAGAACAGAAUGAAGCACUUGGGACUUUCCACAGCAGGAUAUGAUGAAAUGAAUGAUCAUCAAAACACCCUCUCUUACAUCCUGAUCAAUCCUUCUCCAGAUACAAGACUAGAGCUGAAUGAUGUUGUUUACUUGAUCCGACCCGAUCCAUUGGCAUACGUUCCAAAUACCGCAUCCAGCCGAAAAAAUAGCUUCUGCAAUACCGUUGGACAAGACGCCAGAGAGGAAACACAACUUUGAUAUAUUAUUCUGCUGGAUGAUAAGAGACCAUUUUUAUAUUGUUUCCAGUAACUGCUUUGAAAUCUAAUCAAAAUGGAAUGUUUAUAUUUUGUUCAGAUCUAAUUGGACCAGAGAGAACGCUAUCUGAUAAGUGGGCAAGAAUUCAAGUUGGGAAAAUAUGUACUCUAAACUAAAGUGAUUGCCAUGUCUGUAGCCUAUUCUAGUAAUUUUGGAAAUGGAACUGUGUCACACAUUAAUGGAGUGAUUAUGAAAAGCUAUAUUACAUUUUAACAAUCUAAUCAGAACAAAUUCCAUCAGCAUGAAUUUAAUUGCUGCUUCUAAAUGUUAUGUUUAUCAAAGAGAUAGUGAAUCGCUAACUAAGCCUCUGACCCAUAACUUGAAAGAAUAUCAAUGUGCAAAACAUAUAAAAUGCCUACACA